Molecule: messenger RNA, 3928 nt
Organism: Tachysurus vachellii
Lineage: Eukaryota; Metazoa; Chordata; Actinopteri; Siluriformes; Bagridae
Gene: ldlrad3
Product: low density lipoprotein receptor class A domain containing 3
Exons: 6
Coding region: 203-1243 (346 amino acids)
Biological process (GO): receptor-mediated endocytosis
Cellular component (GO): plasma membrane
Molecular function (GO): protein binding
Source: RefSeq, a predicted model, not a curated record
GGUUCGACUCCGCCCCCUGUCUCCGGCCCUGCUCGCGCUGCUGGCCCAUGAGAGUCCCUUCCUGCCCGCUAAACUAAACUUAUCCUUCAGGAGGAAAAACGGACGAACUGCCAUACACGCGAAUAUCCGAGACAUUACUGAAGACCGAGGGACUUUUUCACGUCCCCCCGACGUGUUUGUCCCGCAGCGGGGUGAAGCAGAGAUGUGGGUCUGGUACCUCCUGCUGGGGUCGGGAACGGGCAGCAGCUCUGUGGAGAGCCAGCUUCUCCCUGGGAAUAACUUUACCACUGAAUGCAACAUCCCAGGAAACUUCAUGUGUGGUGAUGGCUUGUGCAUCCCUGGAAGCUGGCAGUGUGACGGUUUCCCCGACUGCUUUGACAAGAGCGAUGAGAAGGGUUGCCCAAAGGUGAAGUCUAAGUGUGCCCCCACCUUCUUCGGCUGCGCUAAUGGCGUCCACUGCAUCAUCGGCCGCUUCCGCUGCAACGGCUUCCGUGACUGCCCCGACGGCAGCGACGAGGACAACUGCACAGGUAAUCCUCUGGUGUGCUCAGCGGCUCGCUUUCACUGCAGGAACGGCCGAUGUGUGGAUCGAAGUUUCCUCUGUAAUGGCCAAGACAACUGCCAGGACAACAGUGAUGAAGAGAACUGCCUUUCCACAGCAGAGUCUCCAGGUCAGGAUUUUGUGACGUUGGACUACCGGUUACGUUACUACCCCAGCAUCACCUACGCCGUCAUAGGCAGUGCCAUCAUCUUUGUCCUGGUGGUGGCGCUGUUGGCCCUUGUGCUGCAUCAUCAGAGGAAAAGGAGUGUGUUACUGCCCCGGAGCGGAAGCCACACGCACCCUCAUCAGCCACUGCUGCUCUCUCGGCUGGUGAUAGUAGACAGAGGACAUAUCUCACCUCCAUCCUCCUCUCCAUCAGCACACUUCAGCUCAGCACACAGCCUCCAGCUGCUCACCAGCUCACUCUACCCACAAGGAGCCCCGCUGGAGUCGCCACCCUCGUACUCACAGGCAGUGCUGGAUGUCAGUCGACCACCGUGGUUUGACCUCCCGCCUCCUCCAUACCCUCCUGAUGGUGAGGCUGCGUGUGCCACAGAGCCACCUGUUUAUGAAGCGUCCACACAAGCCAGUGCGACUCCCGCAGUCCGACCCGAGAGAGCACAAGUACACAGCAUCAGUCCUGCAGUCAGAUGUGAAGCAGCACAUCCUCAAACCCUCACUUCAGCUCCACAGCAGCUAUAGCUGUCCAGUGAGGGGACACAAAGACACUUGUAUAUAGGACACAGAGACAUGUAUGGGGCUUACUGUGGGGAAGAAUAAAAGACCACACAGAGUGCCACAGAAGACAUCUUUUUUUACUCAGAGUGAUUUCCAGAGUACAAAUCGCCAUCUUCUGGGAAAAAUGUGACAUUACAGAAGCUCAUGAAAGGACACUUCGUGAAAGGACACUGUAGAGAGUGAGAAAUCUUCUUCACACCUCUGAGAUGUGACUGAUCUCCUACACAAGACUGAUCUAGACAUUUUAUUAAUGAUGCAGGCACCAAACGAGUAGCACUCAAGUACUAAAAUACUAAAAACUCUCCUGAGUGGUUCUUUAUUCAUACUUAUUUCUUUCUGUGUUUGUUUUUCAUUCAACACUUUAUAAUAUUGUGGAAAAACCACUAUGCAAUGUGAACUGUGUAAGAUGUAAAGAGAAAAUGAUACAAGUAUGUAAAGAAUUCCAGGUAGUCCUACCCCAUACACCAUUCUUAUCAUUAAAGCACUUAAUAAUUUAUCUUCUUCCUACACUUUUGCUCAUCGUGUUCCCUUCAGUGAUUUCUCAGAUUCAGUCUGCAGUAAACUCUAAUAAUCCUUCAGCUACUUUCACGCUAGCACAGUUUUCUCACUGAAAGUGCUGAAUGAGAUUCUGACUGUCAUUCCAAUAAAUGUUCAAACUUCCACGGGUUUGUCCACGUGCACAUGAACAAUUCACGAUCCUUCAAUAAUCAUUAGAAAUCUUUAGAUGACAAUCUGUUUAUAAUAUGUUUGUGCUGGAGUUAUUGUCUGUAGAAGGUAAACUAAUAAAGUAGAUGAAACGGCUCAAAAUACGCAUAACCAUGACAACAUGUGGUCAGCAGCUUGUGGUGUUCUCUGUAUUUCUGCACACAUUUGUUGCAAUUUUACAGGUCAGUGUGAGUGACGUGUUAUUCUAAACCAGCACUGUUUAGUAUCUCCAUUUAGGUUCCUGUAACCAUCUGAAUGCUGUAAAGGUUUGUAUUGUGGAGCAUUUUUUUUACUGCAGCAGACGUUUCCCAUGUUUCAUUAACCUGCUGUCCUUUACUGUGCCCAAAAUCUUAGAACACAAUCACUUGGAUUUGUACUAAAUUUAAAUUUAUUCAAUUAAAAUAUUUAUACAGUAUACCCUCGCUGUCCACUUUAUUAGGAAUACCUGUACAACUUCACAUUCAUGCAGUUUUCAAAUCAGCCAAUCACAUGGCAGCAGCGCAGCGCAUUCAUUUAUUCAGAUACGGAUAAAGAGCUUCAGGUAAUGUUCACAUUAAUUAUCAGAAUGGGGCAAAAGUGUGAUCUCUGUGACAUCGAUUGUGACUGGGAUGUAGGUGUCAGGGUGAAAUUGCCUUGUUGAUAUGGAUGGAUUUUCCAGCCAGCAAACCCUCUGCUCACAGGGUGUGGUGGUGGUGGUGGUGGUGGUGGUGUAUUUUUGCACCAUUCCCAUGGGUUCAGCAGUGUCUGAAAAACACAAACCAUGACCCAGUUAACGUCACAGACAUGACACCUUUUUCAUUCUGAAGUUUGAUCAUUAACUGAACAUUAACCGAAGCUCUUGACUUGUAUCUGCAGGAUUGAAUGCAUUGUGCUGCUGCUACACGAUUGGCUGAUUAGAUAAGUGCGUGCUUGGAUGUACAGAUGUUCCUAAUAAAGUGGACAUUCAUUGUAAAUACCUCAUGCCAAAAAUAAGUGGUUACACCAAUUCUGCCUAAUUAGUCAGCUUAUCUAUCUCAGUUUAUUACCAGUGACUGAACUGGAAAAAAAACCUUACCGAAGUCAAGUGUGAAAGCAGCCGCCGGAAUGCUGGGUUGUAUGUGGCCUUGUUUCUGAAAAAUACAGUCUUAAUCUCUUACUAUAUAACAGUAGAGUAUAGUUCCGUUAUUUUUAGUGAAAUGAACUGUAUUUCUCACAGAUCACUCUAUAAUAAUUUGACAUUAUCUCCUCCAGGCCAGUGUGCCUGCUGUUCCAUUAACCCUCUGCAUGCCGUGAGCAGGAUCUAGCUGGUGCAUGCUGUAAUUAAUCUGUACUAAAUCCCACAGUGCCUUACAGAUUAAAGUGUUCGGAGGUCCAGAAAAUGUAGCCAUUAAUUACACUUGAUUGUAAGAGCUUCAGUUUUGAAGUCACAUGAUUACUUCCUUUGUGUCUGACAAUCGGUGUAUUUGGUUCGGCGUGAAUGAAAUGUGGCUGUUUUAAUAGUUUUACAUUCUAGAAUCAAUCCCAUUAUUUAAAAGCUAAGAAAAUGUGUUUUUAUUUAAAAAAAAAUGUUGUAAACAAGCUGUAAACAAGACUAGUGUUCAUUUCUAAACUGCCUCUUAAGGGUUGAUGUGUUCACUGUGGAGUACAGAAUUACAGAAGUGAAGGAUAAGAACUUGUUUAAUGCUGGGUUUUUUUUGUUGUUCUUGUCAGACUUGAAGGUUUUAAGUAAAAGGUUUUUCUCAUCUGAGAGAAAGUGGAUGUAUUUAACAUUGUGAAUAUGUUAAACUGUACAAACAUGUACAUAAAAAAGCUUUGCUUCUGUCUUUUUCUUCACCCCAAGCCAUUAAACUACAGUGCUCCAUGGAGGAGAUCAGCUUGUGGUGAUAGAAAUGUGUGUAAAGUUUGACCAAAGCAGAAUUUCUAUUAUGUGGAAUCGUGGUUUAAAAUAAAAUAAAAUAAAACCUA